UCGACCAGGCCCAGGACAAAAGUUCCCUCAUGAGGAAGUUCAUGCAGGAGCCUUUGUUUGUGGAGUUUGCAGAUUGCUGCCUGAGGGUUGUGGAGCCCCCUGAGAAGGAGAAUAUUCUGCCAGAGUGA
Molecule: messenger RNA, 128 nt
Organism: Acanthisitta chloris (rifleman)
Lineage: Eukaryota; Metazoa; Chordata; Aves; Passeriformes; Acanthisittidae
Gene: ZNHIT3
Product: zinc finger, HIT-type containing 3
Exons: 1
Molecular function (GO): protein binding
Source: RefSeq, a predicted model, not a curated record